AUGAAGAUGAAACACGCUUAUCUCCUUGGAACCCUUAUCCAGUAUUCUGCUCAGUCAUGGACUCUUUCUGGAGAGGCGAAAGCGAUGGUAGAAGACUCCAUGGAGUGGAUGGAUAAAUUCUACGACCCGAAAAUCUCACAGCUGUACGACCUCAACUCAAAUGCCGCAAUGAAUCACGAGACAUUAGCCUCUGCCUGGUAUGCGGUCGGACUUCUUGCACGCAACAGCAACAACGAUAUCUCGAAGGCUGAAGAUGUCAUUAAAUACAUUAUCAAGGAUCAGUUUGAGAACCCAACAGACUUGUGGUAUGGCGACUAUACGCGAGAACCGGAGGAGCCAACCGUUGGAACAUCGUGGUACCCCGCUCGGAUGUACGGCUCAUGGGACCCCAACUGGCGAGGCUUCGUCGGUCUCAGCUUCAUUACGAUUUACGAAGAGUUCGGAGAUCUGUUAUCCGACGAUUUGAAGGUGCUUAUGCUUGAGAGUCUACAUAACUGUAGUAUCGGCGACUCAUAUCGCGAGGGUGGUGUCAAUGGAGAUAAUCUCUAUCCAUCUUACAGCAACCCCGCAAUUAUGCGCGCAAUUGGUACAAGCUGGACCGGUCGCAAAAUAGGUGACGACAACAUGACACAAGCUGGAGAGGAUUAUGCAAAGGAGAUCAUCGACCUUUUCGACUUGCAUAAUACACUUUCCGAGUUCAACUCAGCUACUUACACUGGCAUUUCACUCUUUGGUCUGACACUAUGGUGCAAGUAUGGUCAUGACGAUAGCAUUCUUUCCCAAAGAGGUCCGGAUCUUGUGCGCGGUGUCUGGAAUUAUACAUCUCAACUCUGGAACCCCAAGAUGCGGAACCUCGCUGGUCCAUGGGACCGUUCCUAUUCGUUUGACAUGACUAAGUCUCUCGGUAUCCUGUCUCACUUCCUGGCACCCAUUAUCGGGAGGAAGGAGGCAGGCGUACGGCAGUACCCAGAAGUCAUGAGCCAUGCUCGUGACUGGGCUUGGGCACCACUCAUUGCCGUCCACUCAGAAUUCCACAACUCAUUGCUUUCAGAUGAACUUAAAGAUUCAUUGCAGACCUUUGACGGAGAGAGGACAUACAACGGAGAGGCCUACUAUCCACCCUACGAUCUUGAUACCCGCAACAUCACGACAUGGCUAACCGAAUCGCUGAUGAUCGGAGCUCAGUCAUACCGAACAAAAAGCGCAAACGGGCCCUCGAAUAACAAGGCCCAGUUCCAUCCCGCUGUUGCACAUUGGGCUUAUGGAGAUGAUAACAUCGGAUGGCUUAGUCUCCGUCCUACCGAGUCUCAUGUCCUGAUGCAAGUUUCUCCGCGAAAGCUGAAGGUGACUUAUCCUAAGGGAACUAGCAGUUCUGUGUUCACUUUUGUGGUCUCUCCUUCACUUGCCAAGAGGGAUGUCAAGUCGUGGGCUGACAUCCAGGGAGUCUCCAUUUCUGUCUCUGGUAACGUCAAUUCUAUGCCAGAAAUCACAUUUGCUGGCCGAUAUGGUGGUUCAGGAAGUCCUAUUUAUGACCACAAUCAUUGGACUAUGGUGCAUAAGAUGCCUGCUGUGUUUGAGGGUGCUCCUGAGAUUAUCAUUGAGUUUGAAUUAGAUGCUGCCUUAAAAGGCUACCCUGGCUUAGUGAAGCAAACAAGAUGA
This is a messenger RNA of Fusarium venenatum, 1659 nucleotides long. RefSeq lists its product as uncharacterized. NCBI's taxonomy places the organism in Eukaryota, Fungi, Ascomycota, Sordariomycetes, Hypocreales, Nectriaceae. The record is from RefSeq and is a predicted model, not a curated record.